UCUAGAUGCCAACAUGAUAUGGAUUGCACGGAUUUCAUUAAGGGCAGCGCCUGCUCGGCGAAUGGAUAUUGCGAAUGUGCACCCUACUAUGUGCAAUACAAUGCCACCAGCUGCCUCUCAUCACAACUUCUGGGUGGUGACUGCGUUCUGAAUGACCAGUGCACAAUGAAAGUGGCCAACAGCAGUUGCUUGGAUGGCGCCUGUCGUUGUGUUGAGGGCUUCCUGCAGUUCCGCAAGCAUACCUGUCUGGGACCGGCUCUUCCUGGUGCCGUUUGCUACAGUCAUGCCCACUGCCAAAUGUUUGACACACGUUCGCACUGCGAUUUUCUAAUACCAAAUCUUUUUGGCCGUUGCCAAUGCACUUCGCCCGCCAAACUUGUAGGUGGCUUUUGUGUGGAGGGUAAUGUGGCAGCGCCAACGGAGGCGCCAGUCUCGACUGCAUCACCCACAACCAGUCCACCCAGCAGCACAACACCAAUCAUCACUACCACCGCUUCUAGCCCCUCAACUACCGCAGCAGCAGCAGCACCAAUUCUUCCUCCAGCUGAACCAAGUCGAUACGAUAGUGUUGAGGAACAACUGACUUCCGAAGAAAUAGCCGAAUCUCCAGCCAAUUCAGACGCUGAUAUGGAAUUGCCUUCAACUACUUCACAAUACUUACUAACACCAGCAGCAGCUGAUGAGGGACCACAAGCGGUGGCGGCCGACGAAGUACUACUGCAAGAAACAACCACUAUCGCUUAUGAUUAUCCUUAUAAGAUAGAUGAUGAAUAUGAUGGUGAAGAGGCAAAUCAACAACAGCAACGAGUAGAAGAGGAAAAACAACAGCAACAAAGUACUACUGAAUACCAAACACAAAUACAAGGUAACCAAGAGCAUAUAGAAGAACACUUAGAAGAGCACAUAGACCAUGCGUUAGAAGAACACGAACAAUCAAAUAUUGCAGAACCACAGUCGGAUAAAGAAGCACCUCAUGUAGAAGAUGGAGCGCAACAAGCGGCUAAUGAAAUUCAAAAUGUUUUUGACGAUAAAAAUGUUGACGAUACAGCUCAUUAUGAUGGUGACAUUGCUUCAUAUCCUGUGGACCAACAUAAAAUGGAACCACUUCCAGCUGCUAUAGAAGAUGAGCAGCAUAUUGAAGCAGAACAGGUUGUAGAAGAAAAUCCUUCGAACGAAAAUGAAAUGCAACCAGUUACUAUCGGAGAUGUUCAACAUGUUACGGAAGAACAUCCUUCAGGCGAAAUUGAAAUACAAAAAAUUCCGGUGGUUGAUGAACAAACCAUAGCUAAAGAACAAGAAAAUAGCGAAACAACACCUGCUGUACAGGAGGAAUCUCAAAGUAGCGAAAUAGAAAGAGUGGUGGAGGCUCCUAAAGAAGGUGAAAUACAGCAGGUUACUAAACUGCAAGUGGAAAAUUACGAAGUGGCAGAUAAUGAAAAUUCAGAGCAAAACACCGAGUCGAAGAAUGAGGAACCAAUUGACGAGGCGAGUCAUAUUGUAGAAGAAGUGACACCACCAAAUAUUUUGGAGGAACACAUUACCGAAGAAGAACCAGAGCAUAAUGAAGCAACUACCGUCCCGAAGAAAGACCGUUAUGAGCCAGAAAGCAGUGAAAAUAAUUCAAAAUCAGAGGCAGCACCACAGCUGCAGUUCCAAGGGGAGAGUGGUCAUUUGGAGGAUUCGCAACAGCACGGGCAAAACCAACAUAAUGCCGAUGAGUUGCCAGUGGACUCAACACAGCCCCAUGAUGCUACGGAAGCGCUAAAUUCAUUGUCUUCAGAAAACCAAUAUGUAGACUUUCACCCCGAAAUGGAAAUGUACGAAGAUGUUGAAGAAGAAGAAAAUGCGGCCGACUCUGGUGCGGACAUAGUUGACGAUACCAUGAAAUUUGAUUAUGAAACAGCUCAGGAGGAAUUUAAUGCGGAAAAUACGGAAUCGACCGACAUUGGUGAAAGUUUCUCUGCAACUGACUUACCUAAUUGGGCGCAAGAAUCUGACAAAUCACCAGUAGUUGCCUCAGCGACGUCAGAACUCGAUGUGUGGCCUCAAGCGCAGUCAUUUGAUGCUCAUGAAAACCAGAAUGAAGCGAAAAUCAGUCAACAACAGUUGGAAGAAAACAAAGUUGUAGAGCUACAUGAAAAUGAAAGUAAGACAGAUGAACAGUCACAACAGUCACAACAGCCACAGGCGGAAGAAAGUACUUCGGGCGAUACAACAGAAGAAGCUAAAAAGGUAGAAAUUGAAAGCGUUACAACCGAUAAUGACUUAACCGCAAUCAAUGUAAACUCAGAGGCAGCCUUUGAAGAACAAGAACACAGCAACAAUAUUCAGAGCAGCAAUGACGAUUACCAUCAAAACAAAUUCGUUGCGCUUGAUAAACUAGCAACAACAGAACGAAUUGCACAAGAACCGCAGCCGGAUAAUGUUAUAACACCUGAAGCCGUGAAGCCGCAAUCAAGUGGAGAAGAGCUAAUCGUAGACGAAACUAAGCUGCCAACAAAUGAUAACGUAGUUGCUGAUAUACAUUUAGACACACAAACUAAUGGGGAAAGUUUAGUAGAACAGACUGACAAUAACCGAGCGGACAGUGAACUAGUAACCGAGGGACAACAGAUAACCGACGAAGACGAUGCCGGUUUGUUUCGAGCUGUGGUGACAGAGGAAAUUGCUGCGGCUGAUAGCGAUGUGGCGGCCAGCGAACUAAUAUACCAGCUUGCUGACAAUGAAGAACUUUCGCAUGGGCAUAUACUUGCUGCCGACCAAGAGACAAUCGCAACCCAAGCCAAUGCACAAGAGCAUAUCGCAGAAUACUCAGAUCUCUUGAAUACUCCAAAUGCGCCUGAGGAAAUAGUUGCUCAAACUGAUGAAACAUUGGCAUAUGACAAUGACGAAGAAGAGCCAAGUAUUAAGGACCACGUAGAAGAUCAGGUAGUGGAAGAAGAGGCGGUUGUUGAAGAAGCAAUAGCAACUACAGAAGCGCCAAUAUUCCAAGAAACUGAUGAGCAAACCGAAAGUGCAACAGCGAUUCCCAACAUUGAAGAAGUAAAUGAAAAUGACAACCAAAUUUCUGAAAGCAAAACGGAACGGUAUGGUUUGGGCGAAGAAGGCAUUGCUGAGUCUGAGAUUAAAAAUGAAAUCAAUUCUGAAGUGAACAAAGCUGAAGAAGGGAUGCACACUGAGCAAGAGUUGAAUAAUGCAAUUUCACAGGACAGUGAAAAAGAUAUUCCCGCUUAUGGGGCUCCGUUGGAAUUGAACAGUACAAAUGAACUCUUAACUGGGAUUGAAAAUGAUGGAUCAAUUGAUCAGACCCACGAGAUUGCUGAUGCAAUAGCUGGAAAUUCAAGCCCAAUUAUGCAGGAAAGUACAGUUGAGGAUCACAAAUCCAUUGAAGAUACAGAUAAAUUUGAACAUAGUAACAAUAUCGAGCGGUUUGAGCAUGACAGUCAUACUGAGCAAACAAACCACAAUGAACAAAUCGAUACUAUUGAAGUAGAUAAUUCUAUUCAUUCAACUGAAGAAGCUGCAAAUAUAUCAGAAACUUCAGUGGAAUUUUCGCUCAACGAGAAUGACGAUAAAGACCCCAUAGCAUCUGUACCUGAUGUAGGCAAUGGACAACAAUCGAUGCAAGAACACAUUAAUGAGCUCUACAACAACGGUGAUCAACCCAAUGCUGAUACGGAUAUUCAUAAUGAAUUAUUUGAAGAGCAAGAGUCUUUCGCUGACAUUUUGAGUGAUCUGAUGUCUGAGGAUGUGACUACAGUCACACCAUUGGAGUUCGUUACAGAAGUGGAAGGCAUUCGCUCGAAAGAAGAUGUGAAUAUCAAUGAAAAAGAAAGUGUUGGCGCCAAGUUGGAGAUCCCUGAGCAGCAUGUACAAGAUUUGAUCGCAGCGGAUACUAAUAUUGUCGAGGAAAAAUUAGCUGGACAGGAGCAGACGGAGACUACGGAAGCGCACGAUAAAGAUAAAUUUAUAACAUUUUACCCUGAAGCUGAAGACUUGAGCGAACAUUCUCACAACAAUAUCGAAGUGCAAAAUGAAGCAGAACAUACUACAAAUUCUCCAGAAGAUAAGAAUACUAAUGGAAAUAGAAUGGAAGAAACGGAUUACACUCUCUCGCCUGACGAGCUACCAUUCGAUUUGACAUCCAUCGAUGAUAUACUACCACAAGAAUUAGAAUCAGACAGUUUGGUAUUGGAGACAACCACUCUUCCAGCCAUUGAACUCGCAGAAAAGGCAGCUUCUGGAGAGGAAGUUCAAAAAGCUCGACCUGAGGAGGCCACAGCCACUCCUGAUGAUAUCGUUGAAAUUACAACGCAGACUAUGUUGGGCUUGGCAAGUCGUGUGACGUUGAUGGAACCGGCUGCGCCGAUUGCUACAACGCUUAAACCACUAAUGACUGAAACAUCGCCAGAAAGUGAAGCAACAUCGGAACCGUCACCGAUAAAGGAGUUGCCUGGUGCAGAAAAUGCAUUAACAACUAAACCACUUACAGAAAUACGUAAACGUGUUGAAUUGGGAACGGAAGCCAUUUCGCUCGGUCUUGCCUGUAUGAACGACAGACAAUGCCAAUUGGCCGAUCCUAAUGCUGUGUGUAAUGCGCGCGGAGUAUGCGAUUGUGCUUUAGCCGAACCAGCAAGCGAAGUGCAAUGCAGCGCACAGAGAACGGGUUGUGCACCCGGAACUUUCCAGUGUCGUUCAAGUGGCGUCUGUAUAUCGUGGUUCUUUGUAUGCGAUGGCAGACCAGACUGCAAUGAUGACUCUGACGAGGAGUGCACAUUCAAUGCGCGUUCGAAUCAUACUUGCCCACAAGAAGCCUUCCAAUGUGAGCGCAGUGGUCGUUGUAUCUCACGCGCCGCGAGGUGCGAUGGACGCAAACAAUGCCCCCAUGGUGAAGAUGAAAUUGGCUGCAACUCCUUGAAGGCAGGCGAAUGUCCGCCACAUACCUUCCGUUGCAAGAGCGGCGAAUGCCUGCCCGAAUAUGAGUACUGUAAUGCGAUCAUUUCUUGCCAGGAUGGCAGUGAUGAGCCACCACAUUUAUGUGGGUCGCGUUCAAUGCCGACAUUCUUCCUGCGUCUGCUAAAUGCCGGUGGCCUGUUGGAAAACGAGGAUGCAUAUUGCCCGCAUCGUUGCAGUAAUGGGCGUUGCCGUUCGACUGCGAUUGUGUGCUCGGGUAGAGAUGGCUGUGGUGAUGGCACCGAUGAGCAGACAUGUUCCGUUUGCAGAUGUCCUGCGCCAAUUAGCAACAGCUUACCUAAUUACCUUGCCAGGCAUCGUCCAAUGCCGUUGUGGUAGAUUGGAGCAUAAAGAAGGGAUUAGUAACAUGAAACAUGAAAAUGUAUACCCCGAAAUGGAUUGGACUGAAAUCUUACUACAAGGGGAACAUGAACUUUUGGCGGCUUAUUUUUGAAAUGUGCUAGAAAGCGUAAAGCUUUGUAGGAAGUGCGUACGCCACAACAACAUAUUGCACAUAACAACAACGACUUUGAUAUUCCAUGCGCCUAAAAUUAGUUCGUAAGCUUAUUUAUUCUAUUCGUAAAUCUAUGUCUAAUCAUUACAAUUAAAUACUUCAAAACAAUUGCCGCCUUGCUGGCGAGGAAUAACGAAAAUGCUGUGCCAAGUAGUAGAUUUGAUCGAUCGCACGCAUGGGGAUGCUAUACCUACGAAUGGAUGCAAGUGCAAGUGCUUUAGAUUAACUUUAGAAUUCCUUGUUGUUGCACAAAUUAUUCUUCGAUUCGGUGAUGUAGGCAAUUGUGUCUGUGUUCACACAAACACGCACAUAUACAUAUAUACACACUCACAACUCCUAUUUAUUUGAAACUAUUUAUGAUCAUUUUCAACUCCAUUUUCUUCCAUUGCCAGUUUAAUUUAUGAUAUUUAGAAUUAAGCAAAUGAAUUAAAUAUAAAGACGAACCACUAUGAGAAAUGGAAAAACAGAAUUUUGUUUAAUUAAAUAAAUUAAAGUAAAUAAUUGCUUAUAUAAACUGAUAUAAUACAUAUUUGAAGAGAAAACUCAGAUAUUGGAAUUAUCAAUAAUGCAGUUGGUGGCUGCUCACAUUGCAACUUUAAAUUUUUUUAUGACUUUAAUAUGGCACUAAUUGAUAUGCUAAAUAAUUUGAAACACUAAAGCGUGAUUUGUAAAUACAUAUGUAUGUAAGUAAAAUUAAAAAAACAAAAACAAAAAAGAAAUAAUUAAUUGCAUAAAGCUGUACAUGCCAUUAAGGCAAUGGGCUGGCAAAAUACACACACAAACACAUGUAUGAACAAGUGCAUGUAAUAGAUAAACAUAUGUAUGUGUCUAGAUUCAUCUAAGAAUUGAGCAGAAUCAAAUGGAUUUCACUAUUGAAAACGUGCAUUUAGGGAACUGAGCAAGACCAAGACCAGGCAAAAAGCUGGAGAGAGAAAACAGAAAAACAGAGGGAAAUAAGUGUAUGUAGGUAUAUAUUUAAUAAUGAAAGUGUAACACAUUGAAAGUUAGACAAUAAAAAUAAAUUGCAUUUAUUAAUAAUUAAAAUUUAAUAAAAAUAAUUAAUUAAAAGUUUAAUAAUUUCCAUUUUUUUUUUUUUUUUGCUUUAAGAAAACUGUUGUACUGCUCUGUUGUUAAGUUGGGUUAACCCUGCGUGGCUGAAUGCCAGCGAUACCAGAUGGACGAUACUGACCUUUAUUAAG
Anastrepha ludens (Mexican fruit fly) is the source of this 6666-nucleotide messenger RNA. RefSeq lists its product as uncharacterized. The record is from RefSeq and is a predicted model, not a curated record. Bases 19 to 5292 code for a protein of 1757 amino acids. Lineage: Eukaryota; Metazoa; Arthropoda; Insecta; Diptera; Tephritidae. The transcript has 6 exons. Gene Ontology annotation, molecular function: protein binding.